This is a messenger RNA of Pogoniulus pusillus (Red-fronted tinkerbird), 1664 nucleotides long. Its product is annotated as casein kinase II subunit alpha-like. Gene Ontology annotation, molecular function: ATP binding; protein serine/threonine kinase activity. The transcript is spliced from 12 exons. The record is from RefSeq and is a predicted model, not a curated record. The coding region runs from base 224 to 1435 and encodes 403 amino acids. Gene Ontology annotation, biological process: peptidyl-threonine phosphorylation; peptidyl-serine phosphorylation; regulation of cell cycle. NCBI's taxonomy places the organism in Eukaryota, Metazoa, Chordata, Aves, Piciformes, Lybiidae. Gene Ontology annotation, cellular component: nucleus; cytosol; protein kinase CK2 complex.
CUCCGCUGCCGCCGCUCAGGCGCCGCCAUCUUGUCACCCCCAGCCGAGGGGAGGCAGCGCCCCUCCCCGCAGCGCCGGGCCCGGCCUCGGGCAGCCAGGCCCCGGCACCCCUCCCCUCCCCGCCAACCGGACACUGCCCCCUCCGGACACCUGCUCCGGCCCGCCCCAGCCCGGCCCCGGCCGCACCGGGGGAGGCAGGCUCCGUGCCCCGGGCCGGGGCAGGAUGGCAGGGCCGGUGCCCAGCCGGGCCAGGGUCUACGCCGAUGUCAACACGCAGCGGCCCCGCGAGUACUGGGACUACGAGUCACACGUCGUGGAGUGGGGCAACCAAGAUGACUACCAGCUGGUGAGGAAGCUCGGCCGGGGCAAGUACAGUGAAGUCUUUGAAGCCAUCAACAUCACCAACAACGAGAAAGUGGUGGUGAAAAUCCUCAAGCCAGUGAAGAAGAAGAAGAUCAAGCGAGAGAUCAAGAUCCUGGAGAACCUGCGAGGAGGCCCCAACAUCAUCAGCCUGCUGGACAUCGUCAAGGACCCCGUGUCCCGGACACCUGCCCUGGUCUUCGAGCAUGUCAACAACACAGAUUUCAAGCAACUGUACCAGACGCUCUCCGACUUCGACAUUCGCUUCUACAUGUAUGAAAUCCUGAAGGCCCUGGAUUACUGCCACAGCAUGGGCGUGAUGCACCGCGACGUCAAACCGCACAACGUCAUGAUCGACCACGAGCACAGAAAGCUUCGCUUGAUUGACUGGGGGCUGGCAGAGUUCUACCACCCUGGGCAGGAGUACAACGUCCGUGUGGCCUCGCGCUACUUCAAGGGCCCAGAACUCUUGGUAGAUUACCAGAUGUAUGACUACAGCUUGGACAUGUGGAGUCUGGGCUGUAUGUUGGCCAGCAUGAUCUUCAGGAAAGAGCCCUUCUUCCAUGGCCAUGACAACUAUGACCAAGCACUCGCGGAAGCGGUGGGAGCGCUUCGUGCACAGCGAGAACCAGCACCUGGUGAGCACAGAGGCCUUGGACUUCCUGGACAAGCUGCUGCGCUACGACCACCAGACGCGGCUGACGGCGCGCGACGCCAUGGAGCACCCCUACUUCUAUCCCAUCGCCAAGGAUCCAGCCAGAAUUGGCACUUCAGCCACGCUCUCGGCCACCAACACGCCCGUCAGCUCCUCCAGUAUGUUGGCAGGCAUCACCUCGCUGUCAUCAUCGCAGCCCAUGGGCACCUUGGCCCUCUCGCCUGUCAUCUCCUCACCCAGCGCCUUGGGUUCUCCUCUUCCCACCGCUGCCACCGCUGGCGUCCAACCCUGAUGGCCUGCAGGUGUUCUUCUCCUCUGAGGCCACCACGCUGGGGUGCCACACUUGCCUUCAGCCACCCCCUGGGACCUUCUCUGGUCCCUCCCCGGGGGAGGGAUUGGUUUUACUCUGAUUUCUGUUGAAGAUGGGCAAAAAAAUAACAACCAACAAAGGUCAGUUCUAGGAGGUGGUGUUUGUGGUGGGGUGAUGGACCUCCAGAAGCUCUGCUUGCUGGCCCCAGGUUGAGCUUGGUGGGGGGGUUUGGGCCACCUUUUUCUCCUGAGGAUCAUGGUCUGGUGCCACCAUUUGGGUGGAGAAAGCAGAAAAAAAGAGAAAACAAAAGGAAAAUAAACUUUAUUUUCUAUGUCCCGA